UAAAGAACGUUGAACUCCCUCUGUCAGCAGCUCGUUUACAUCCGCCAUGACCAGGGACGCCAUAGCUACAAAAACACAUUCUCACUGUCGUGGACAUCACGCCCUCCAAAUCCAAUAAUUGUAAUUGCAUCCGCCUGCUUCGAAGCGUUACAGCCCACAUCCCUCGAGUCCCGCAUGAGUUGGAGUUGUAUAAAGCUUGCCAGCGUUCCAUGCACUGAGAUUCCGUUCAGCAAGAAUCGAAGCAACUCUCAUCCAUCACCACUGCUGCCAAUCACUAUCUCACCAGCUCCUCAACCUACAACGAAAGACAACAUGUCACCUCCAGCAAGCCUUCCCGCCCGCCGCUUAGCCAAGACGGGCCCUGAGAUUACCGCAAUCGGCGUGGGUUUGAUGGGACUCAGCGUCGCCUACGGCAAGCCAUUGCCUGACGAAGAACGUCUCGCCUUUCUCGACCGCGCGUGGGAGUUGGGCGCCACGAACUGGGACACGGCGGAUGCCUACGGCGACAACGAGGACGUCCUCGGCAAGUGGUUCGCGCGACACCCCGAGCGCCGCGCCGACAUCUUCCUGGCGAGCAAGUUUGGCCUGCGCGUCGUGUUCGGCGACGCCGGCUCGUACAGCCUCAAGAUCGACAGCUCGCCUGCAUACUGUCGCGAGGCGUGCGAGCGCAGCCUGCAGAGGCUCAGGGUAGAUAGCAUCGACCUGUACUACGUCCACCGUCUGGAUGAGGUGACUCCCAUCGAGAAGACAAUCGAGGAGAUGGUCAAGCUGAAGAACGAGGGCAAGAUCAAGUACUUGGGCAUCUCGGAAUGCUCCUCGGCCACCCUCCGACGCGCCCACGCGGUCCAUCCCAUCUCGGCCGUGCAGGUCGAGUACAACCCGUGGUCCCUCGAGAUCGAAGGCGCCGCCGGCACGAACCUGCUGCAGACCUGCCGCGAGCUAGGCGUCACCGUCUUCGCCUACUCGCCGCUUGGCCGGGGCAUCAUGACGGGGCGGUUCAGGUCGGUUGACGACUUCGACGCGGAAGACGUGCGCCGACAAAUGCCGCGGUACGCGGGCGACAACUUCCGCAAGAACACGGAGCUCGUGGACAAGUUCGCCGCGAUCGGCAAGGAGAGGCACGGCUGCACCGCGGGCCAGCUCACGCUCGCGUGGCUGUUGGCGCAGGGCGAGGACGUGAUCCCGAUCCCUGGCACGAAGCGGGUCGAGUUCCUCGAGGAGAACAUCGGGGCGCUGAAGGUCGCGUUGGGCAAGGAGGAGGAGAAGGAGCUGAGGCGGUUGGUCGACGAGGCGGACGUGCAGGGGGAGCGCGGCGCCUUGCUUGGGAACUACUCUGAUUCGCCGGCUCUGUAAUCUGUAUAGCCGGAUACAGGAUGACGGGAUGUGGAAUGCGUGUUGAC
Molecule: messenger RNA, 1400 nt
Organism: Colletotrichum destructivum
Lineage: Eukaryota; Fungi; Ascomycota; Sordariomycetes; Glomerellales; Glomerellaceae
Product: Putative NADP-dependent oxidoreductase domain-containing protein
Exons: 3
Coding region: 175-1353 (392 amino acids)
Cellular component (GO): cytoplasm
Source: RefSeq, a predicted model, not a curated record